AUGUUUCCUCUCAUACGACUGUGCUGCUUCCAUACACCUUUCAAACUCCAGAAGUUAACUGCUCCCAGGCUACUACUUCACGGAAAGAAUAAGACAACUUGCUCUUCUCUUGGCCUCUGGCUGCAGAGAGAUGUGUGUCCUCUCCCAAGAUCUCCAUGCCUCAACGCAGCAUCAGUACAUGCAACCAAGCUUCAGGCUCUUCACACCUCUCUCCCUUUCUUCAAGAAGAAAACCCCCAAAGAAUAUGAGAUCAAAGACCCUGGCGUCUUGCAACGAAGUAUGGAAUCACUAAAGGAUUCUCCUAAGCCAGCCCUUUACUUAAGCAUUGCAGGGCUGAUUCCGUUUGUUUCUGUGCCACUGUCAAUGGCCAUCCUAGGGACCUACCACCCAGAGGUGGCAUUUGCUCAGAUUAUGUAUGGUGCUGUGACAGUCUCUUUCCUAGGAGGGAUGAGGUGGGGGUUUGCUCUCCCAGAAAACAGCCCAGCCAAGCCAGACUGGCUGAACCUGGCUAACAGUACUAUUCCUCCUCUAUUUGCCUGUCAAGCCUUGCUCUUUAAAGAUGUCACUCAAGGUGCAGUAAUGCUAGUAAUGGCCUUGGGGAUAGCACUGCAUUAUGAUGUUUCCCUUCUUCCUACUUAUCCUAGGUGGUUUAAAGUACUGAGGGUAGUGGGAACAUUGGUGAUGGUAUUCUCACUAUUAGCUACUGUGGCACUGAAGGCUGUUUCAGAGAUAGAGCAAAGUAAGAGCAGUAAUGAAUGGCGGAGCACAAAAUAA
Messenger RNA from Nestor notabilis (Kea), 774 nucleotides. It is a transcript of the gene TMEM69, whose product is annotated as transmembrane protein 69. The transcript is spliced from 2 exons. The record is from RefSeq and is a predicted model, not a curated record. The coding region runs from base 1 to 774 and encodes 257 amino acids. Lineage: Eukaryota; Metazoa; Chordata; Aves; Psittaciformes; Psittacidae.